This is a messenger RNA of Vitis riparia (riverbank grape), 1161 nucleotides long. RefSeq lists its product as uncharacterized. The transcript has 8 exons. The record is from RefSeq and is a predicted model, not a curated record. The coding region runs from base 170 to 913 and encodes 247 amino acids. Lineage: Eukaryota; Viridiplantae; Streptophyta; Magnoliopsida; Vitales; Vitaceae.
CAAAGACUAUUCAGGGAAUACAAGGAACUCCUUCAGCUUUUCUUCUUUGAAUCUCCAUCUCUCUCACGUACGAUUUUGCUCCUUUGCUAUUUACAGUUGUUGUGUUGGAGUUAUCAUCCGUUUCUUCCCUACAGGUUUGAACCUGCUUCUAGAAGUGAAAGUUAACUUCAUGGAUGAUGGUCUUGGAAAGAUAGAGGUUUUCCCUGAUCAUUUUCAUGCUUCAACGCCCAUUGCAGAGUCUGUUGACAAGGAAAAUCGAUCUUUUUCUCAUUCAAGAACUGAUAACUCUUUUAGUUCCCAUAGUCGCUCGUGGGCUCGAAGAAAAUUGAGAAGUGCUGCCUCAAUGUUGAACUUGUUUAGCCUACGGGGGUUGCCAUGGGGAUCAAGCAGUGAUGAUCAGGAAAAGGUUGAGUUAACUGUUGCAGAAUUAGAAUCUCUUCGAACAGAACUUGCUAGUUUGGAAGAGAGAGAAGCUCACUUUAAAGCUCAGUUGGAACAUGUUGAUGAAAUUUUGCGGUCCGCACGUCUAUCUGGCUACUUGUACAUUCGAACUAGGUGGGCAGCUUUACCAGGAGAACCUCCUCCCAUUGAUGAUACUGAAGUUGACGACUGGCUUCCCCGCUUUGUUGUGCUUCAUGGCUCAUGUUUAUUCUUCUAUAUGUUGUCUACAGAAUGUCAUGCAGAUUUGAGUCCUCAGGACUCUACCCUACUUUCUGAUGUUACUGAAGUGGGUCCUCUGCCAAACUUGACACGAGAAGACGAGGAGAUUCGAUAUUGCUUUUAUAUCUUAACUUGUCAUGGAUUGCGAUAUGAGUGCUCAAGUGUUUCAAAAGUACAGGUGGACUCUUGGCUGACGGCAUUAAGACUCGACUGCAAAAUCGAACCCGAACCCGAGAACAUAGCCCCUCAAUAAUUGAAGUAGCAUGUAACAUUAUCUACACUACUUACCAGCAAGCUGUACAUAGCCUUGAAGGUCAAGAACUGAACCUUGCAUUUAGCCCCACAUUAAAUCUGAUAGACUAUUUGUUCAUUUUGUUUCUGUACAUAACCUGGCAGCAUUGUAAUUGAAUAGCAAUAAAUCUUGCCUUUCUGAUUUUCCGUGUUACAUUUGUUAUCAGACCCUUUACAGUGCGACAAACGACUUUAAUAUGUAGGUGUCCA